AAAGAACAGUAGAAGAAGAAACACGGAAGUGAACCAGUAAACAACAGGAUAUUCAGUGAUUGGCCCCUAAACACUAGUAGUAUAUUUAUGUAUAGAGAGAGAGAAUCUUACAUGGGUGUUCCUCUCUGUUAGUAAAACCUUUUCUUUGAAAGUCCCUCAUGGCGUGUGACCAAGAGCACAGUUCAUGCUGCACCCAUCCAUGUUCUGCACCGAGUGUUUGUCAAACCUUGGAUGAGAUGGACUUUGAAAGAGGUAUCUGGUGUGCUGCAAUGGACGGUGACAUGGACAGGGUGAAAUCCCUGAUAAAGACGGGUGUUGACCCCAACCUGAGGGACUCCUCCAGAUACACCGCUCUGCACUACGCCAGUCGCAGCGGGCGCCUUGAUGUGUGCGCCUUCCUCCUCCAAAGCGGCGCCUGCACGUCUCCCCAGACGCCAGGGGGCGCCACACCGCUCCACCGUGCAGCUUACUGCGGUCACCUGGACGUGGUGGGGCUCCUGCUCCGCCACGGGGCAGACCCGCGGCUCUGUGACGACGACGGAGCGUCCCCGCUACACAAGGCAGCCGAGCGCGGUCACACGGACGUGUGUGAGCUGCUCCUCCAGCACUUCCCCGCACUCCGUAGCCUUGCCAACAAGAAGUUCCAGCUACCUCACCAGGUGGCCCUCGACGGCCCCCUGCAGGGGCUCCUGAGACCCCCGUCAUGACCCCCUCUGCGCUGACCACUGGCCCCAGGGGGUCAGGCGUUGAACUAGAACCGAGCACAGAAGGGAUGACCGGUGAAGAAGACAGAAGCAGGCGUCCGCGGCCCUGGAGGUGCUGGACUGUGAUGGUGGUCCUGGAGCGAAACAGGAUGACUGACAAACUGCUGCUAUAAGACCCCUUAAACAAUUGUAUUUAUUGAAAGUUGUUUCCAUUGUGUUAUCCUUUAAUUCUACCCAGGAAUUUAGUGGUUAUUUUAAUUAAAUGACAUACCUAUAAAGUGUGAAAAUAAAACCAAUGUAGAGCAGUGCAUGAUUGAGGCCUAGUUUAAUUUUGUAUAAAUUAUAGGCUAUUUUCAAUAAGGCGAGUUGAAGGAAGGACAGCUCAACCCUUCCUGUUCAUCCUCAGUUCUGCAGAAAAAUACAAGUUUUCAGCUUCUUUGCAAAGUAGACGCUUUUUACGAAAUUGCAGAACCAUUAGUCAGCGAUUAGUAAGUGAAAUGUGCUCUGAUAAUAAGUUUUCAAGCAGUGUGUGCAGACAGUGCCGAUGUUCUGCCAAUUGUUUUUGGUAGCAUAUUUGAUCGGUAGACCAAUUGCAUCUAUCAAACGAUGCUCCCACUACAGUAUCACGUUAUUUACACCAUUACUAACUCCGUGUGUAAGAACAGGCCCGGAGUGGCUAAUCGGGAGGACUGGGACAAUUACAGGGCCCGGUGUUCAAUUAUUCUUAUUAUUAUUUAUUUAUUUACCUCCUUUGAGAAGCGGUGUGAGUCUUACAUGGGUGUUCCUCUCUGUUAGUAAAACCUUUUCUUUGAAAGUCCCUCAUGGCCAUGAGACAUCAUUGUGGACUGGUAUGCAAUAGGAAAAUUUCCUUUGUUCCAAAUUGCUUGAUAUUGAACAUCACGUCUAAAAUACCAAGGAUAGCUCUACACAGUACAUGAUCAGAGUAAUGCAUCAUUAAUUCUUGACUCCGAGCAGCCCUUUCACUCAUCAGAAGGGGGAGCUAUCGUUCCAACCUUGGCUCUGGUUCCAAGUGGCUGGCCCGCUGUAAUUGGAACUAGGUGUUUUACCAAUUGACGAUGUGCACGAAGCUGGCGGCUCUCCGGUUGACCUCGUGCCGCUUUUCUGUUGAAUAUAACUUGUUAGAAAUGAGCAAGGUAAAAAUAAUUCUGCCACUACAUUGAGGCUAAGAAAAUGGCAGCUUGUUCCUCAAAAUAGGCUACACUUUAAUGUCGAUGUCCGACUUAAUACUAGCCUAUCUCAAUCACCAACUCUAAGAACAAUAUUUGUCUUUCUAAUGUUGAUGUUGAAGUCCUGAAGGAUCGGACAUUGGGGAGAUUAAGUGGUCACAUUGGCUUUGUUUCACAUUUUCUGCGAAGGCCUCGGCUAAAUAAGGGAAACAAUGUAUUCUACCAUCUGGGUUUGUGGAGGAUCAUAACCGCCUAUCAGGUCGCCCGCACAAUUAACAAAGUUGUCUGGACACAGUCUAUUGAUUUGUUUUUUAUUUGGUUCUGGUCUUUUUUAAUCAUUGUUUAAGCCUCAGCCCGUUUUGUAAGUGUACACUGACAACGGGAUUGAUCUCAAAGCGUUCCGUUGCAGCAGGCAUCCAAACUCAUAGGUUCAGCGCUUUUUCUUUAAUAAACGUGAUCAGGAUUGUGCGUCUUGGCUGAUUCACAACAGAUGCGUCAUUUGU
This is a messenger RNA of Gadus chalcogrammus (walleye pollock), 2394 nucleotides long. Its product is annotated as ankyrin repeat domain-containing protein 39-like. The record is from RefSeq and is a predicted model, not a curated record. The coding region runs from base 159 to 707 and encodes 182 amino acids. Gene Ontology annotation, molecular function: protein binding. NCBI's taxonomy places the organism in Eukaryota, Metazoa, Chordata, Actinopteri, Gadiformes, Gadidae. The transcript is spliced from 4 exons.